UUUACAGGUAUGCUUCUGGACUACUGAUCAUCAUCGUAUCAUUCAAUUCAUUGGAGGCGUUUGCUGAACCUGACUGUGAUGAAUCUGCAAAAACUAUACAAAAACAAAUCUAUAAUGGUGGCUAUCAUUAUAGAAAUCGUUAUGAAACAAUUGUCGAAAACAUAUCAAUAAAGUGCUCCGGAAUCCAGUUACCAUUGCCACCAAGAAUUGCUCAGAAUAGUUGUGAUAGAUGUCCUCGCUUGUUAGAAAUAUCAUCCUCAAACAUUUCAGUGGUACCUUCCACAGCCUUCUCAAAUUUUCCAUUUAUAACCAGUCUUCGCAUGGAAAGAAAUCAUAUAGAGGAAUUAUUACCAGGAGCUUUCAAUACUUUACAUUCUCUCAAAGAAGUUUUUCUAAGAGGAAACAAUAUUGAGGAACUCAGCCCUGGAGUUUUCAAUUCCUUAUCCGAAUUGGAGAUUUUAGAUUUAUCUGAAAAUAAUUUGAAGACUUUAGGAGCAAAUUGCUUGGCUGGGACAAUCCACUUGAAGUCAUUGAAUCUUUCUUCCAACUUUUUGGUUACUUUCAAUGAGUCAAUUCUGGAUCAGAACAUUGCCGAAAUUGAAUACAUCGACAUGAGUUUCAACAGAAUAACAGAUAUCAGUAUUGGAAAUAUUGAACACAAAAUUAUCAAUAUUGAUUUAAGUUCGAACAGAAUAUCUACAAUGAAUUUCUGUAUUUCAGAAUUCGUGAGUGUUAAUGUUAGCAGAAAUCUAUUGAAAUCCCUGGGAAAAAUAUCCUGCUCCAAUACGAAUUCCAGGCUCAUUAGUUUGGACAUGAGUUUCAAUAACAUUUCUGAAUUAUUUUCUGAUUCUUUCAUCAACUCAACGCAACUCAAAAUAUUGAAUUUUCAACAUAACAACAUAUCUUCUCUUCCCAUUGGACUUUUUUCUCAUCUGUCGAAUUUGGAAGAUUUGAAUUUAGCAAACAAUAGUUUGGAACAAUUUUAUCACGGAAUUCUGGAGGGUUUGGAGAAACUACGGAUUCUUGACAUAUCCAACAACAAAUUCAUCACUAUAAAAAGAUAUUUGCACUCUCUUGUGAAUUUAAGAGAAUUGUAUAUUCAACGUAAUAAGAUCAAGUCUUUAGAUUCUGAACAACUCAUAAGAGAUCUACCACAUCUGUCAAAUAUUUCUUUGGAUGGCAAUAAUUUCACGUGUGAUGAUCUGAUUGAAAUAAUACAUGAUCUCAGAAGCAAGAGUGUCAAUAUUGCAUAUGGGGACGCCAGAAAUACUUCAAAUGUUCAUGGUAUUUCUUGUUUAGACAAUUCGAAUGUGUCUACAGGUUUUUCAGAAAAUAUUGGCUCAAAUCUAGAAAAAAUAAUUCUUAAUAAGUUAGGACAACUGUCUAAUCAGGAAUCUAACUUGAACGACAUGCAUGAGUACUUCAAUAGUGAUUUUAAGAAAAGUAACUUUUAUCAGUAUUUGGAAAAUAUGAGAGAACAAAAAUCUCUGAGAUUUAACGAUUCACAAAUCUAUAAAUUUUUCAACCAGGACUUCGAGAAUACCAAAUUUUACAAAUAUUUGAAAAAUCUAACUGAUGCUGAGAAUAUUACCAUUGAAUUCAAUAAAAACGUAUAUGACUACUUCGACAAAGACUUCAAAAAUAGUAGUUUCGUUAAGUAUUUGGAAAAUUUGCAAAAUGCUGAAAAUAUAUUGGACGAAGAAAUAUCAAAAAGUGUGAUGAAUAAGUAUUUUAACGAAGGUUUUGAACAGAGCAGAUUUUACAAUUAUCUAGAAAAACUCAAAGUGAAUCCAGAGUUUUACAAUUCGUCAGGAUAUUUGUAUGAUAAAAAGUUUGAUUCGUAUGUCAUAACAGAAGAGACAAAUAUUUUGUUAAUAUUGACAGUAAUACUUUUAAUUAUAGUAAGUGGCAUUUUGGGGAUAUUGACAUAUAUUAUUUUCGAAAAUCUUUCUAGAAAGAAACGGAAUAGUGAACAAGUGGAACUUAUUGAUGCAUAAUUUCAAAAUAAUAUUUUUCUCCAAAAAUGAUUUUCUUUAGGGGACGCCUUUUUUUAUCUAUAGUAAGUUCAAUAUUCUAUAUUUUAUUAGUUUAUUGCUUGCCUUGUUGUCAAGUUCCAUGUUUCAUAAUAAACAAAUAUUUGUGAAAGAAAAA
This is a messenger RNA of Leptinotarsa decemlineata (Colorado potato beetle), 2151 nucleotides long. RefSeq lists its product as uncharacterized. The record is from RefSeq and is a predicted model, not a curated record. Gene Ontology annotation, molecular function: protein binding. NCBI's taxonomy places the organism in Eukaryota, Metazoa, Arthropoda, Insecta, Coleoptera, Chrysomelidae.